AGCCUUUGACUCAAAAGCACUGGUUCCAGAAGGAGGCUCACAUCCUUCUUGAGCGGCGGCCGUGCUGACCAGGGCGAAGACAUGGGGCGAAAAGGCAACCGCAAGUAUAACAAGCCUGCGGAUUCCACAGCGAAUCAAGGUCCGCAGCGCUCGGGCUGGAAGGCGGCAGGACAGGGCCGGCGUCUGGGAGGAGAGGAGCCAUCAUGGGCGGCGGCGGUUGCAGCGCACACCGCUACAACCGAUUCGCGUGCUUCAGGUUUGCCCAAUUGGGCGCCUCCAGGGUGUCGACGCAUUCGUGAGGGAGGAGACGGCAAUUGUCUGUUUCACGCCAUUGCCAGGCAAGCCCUUGGGGAUACAAAUCUUGACGGCCACGCUAGAGCAGAGAUUUGCGAUUGGAUGCAGCAGCACCUCGUGCCAUCAGACGUUGCUGCUGGGCGCUCCCCGAUGGCCCCCAUGCAUCGCCAGAUGCUGGAGGCCCAGCGAGGUGAGAUUUUCGCACCUGGAAAUGGCAAGGGCGAUGCCAUGCUGCGACUCUACCUGCAGAAAAUGAGGUGCAGUGGCACUUGGGGCUCUGGCUUAGAAGCGCUUUGUGCGGCGUAUGUCUACGGGCGGCCGGUCCAUGUCUGGAAUCCAGAUGGUGUCUCUAUCUUGGAUCCGCCGUCUGAGAAGAUGCUCGCAGAAGCGAAUCCCAUACGUUUGCUGCACAACGGCCGCAACCACUGGGAUUCAGCACUGCCAUCGGCUGCCGAUAGGAUGGAAUGCACUGCCGGCGAGGUGGCCGCUGAUGAAGACGCAGAUCUCGCUGCGGCCGUGGCCGCCAGUAUUCAAGACUUUGAUUUGUGUUCUGGUGCUGCCGACAGCCUUGGCAGAGUCAAGCACGAGGGUUCCUCGGCGGCGGCGUCAGCCCCGUCUGAUGAUCAUCGUGCCUUGCAGCGUGCUCUGGCAGCAUCGGCGGCCGCUGCCCGGCAAGAGAGGGCAGACGCUCACGGAUUGGGCGAUGCCACGCGGGCGGCCGAGCUCAGGAGCAGGCAGGAGAGGAACGAGCUCCUGGGUAGGCUAGCAGAGCGUUGCGAGCGGAAGGGUGAAGCUUUACCGUUCGGGGCAGGUCUGGCGUCACGUGAGCAGCUCCAGUCUGCUGCUCGCGCGCGGGCACAGGCUCUUGAAGUCGAUGGCGUCGUGAUCAACCCGAGGCCAUGCGAAAGCCAAGCGGACUCCGCCACAGCUUCGUUUCGUCUUGCGGGCAGCGACCCCAACCCCCUGCCCGCCAGCUCGGCAUCCAGCACCCUGGACACCGCUGCAGCUUCCAGGCGCCGCUGGGGGCGGCAGCGGGUUCGCCAGCCUGCCGUGGACAACGGCAGUGCGCAGGACCAGAGCCGCUCCGAUGCAGCAGCAGCACCGUGCUCGGGAGCCCUCUCGGACCUCGCAGCGGAUGCUGCCGCCGCCCCAGCUGCCGACGGCGCGGUGGGCUCGGUGCAGGGACGGCCCGUGCUCCGACUGCAGCUGGUGGAGGAGGACGGGUGCGGGUAUGCACCCGGCACGGAUUCGCUUGAGGAUUGCGUCGCUGCCUUGUGCCGGCUGGGGUUCACCGUGGAGGAGUCGGCUGGUAUCAUCGAGUGCUGCGAUGGGGAAAUCGGCCGAGUGAAGGCGCUCUACGGCAUCGCGUGGGAGGGCGACAAGACCGUACAGACUCUAUUCGACGGGCACGGUUGAGUGGCCACCUGGAUGAAUUUAGCAACGUGUUUGAUACACAUGCGCUGACUCAUAUGAGUCUCAUCUGUGCCUGUCUGCGAGUAUGUUCUUGUUUGUUGCGUCGGUGUUCGCACGGAGCAGCGUGCCGCCCGCUGAGUCCUGGGAGGCGUCCUCCCUGAGCUUCGGCCACCGCAUCCGAUGUGCAGGUUUCUUUUCCUGGUCGCUGGUCAUUCGUACGUGACGCUCACCCUCGACUUGAGCAUGUUUGUAUUGGCUGUGCAGAGCGGGUUUCUGCCCUGGUCGUGUUGCCCUCCCGUGGACCUCGGAAGAUGGUCGAUGCAGGAGCUGAAAUUUUUGACUCUACCCGUGCCACCCACCAGUCCAUUCAUAAACGAUGUCCCAGC
Messenger RNA from Prorocentrum cordatum, 2093 nucleotides. NCBI's taxonomy places the organism in Eukaryota, Dinophyceae, Prorocentrales, Prorocentraceae. The record is from the annotation of a GenBank genome assembly.